Molecule: messenger RNA, 911 nt
Organism: Drosophila subobscura
Lineage: Eukaryota; Metazoa; Arthropoda; Insecta; Diptera; Drosophilidae
Gene: Gos28
Product: Golgi SNAP receptor complex member 1
Exons: 4
Coding region: 50-760 (236 amino acids)
Biological process (GO): vesicle fusion; endoplasmic reticulum to Golgi vesicle-mediated transport
Cellular component (GO): Golgi medial cisterna; cis-Golgi network; SNARE complex
Molecular function (GO): SNAP receptor activity
Source: RefSeq, a predicted model, not a curated record
GAUAACCACACUGCACAAAAGGCCCCAAAUAAUUUCUUUAAAAAAACAAAUGGGGAGCUCCAGCUAUGAUGUGCUGCGAAAGCAGGCGCGCACGCUGGAAAACGACAUCGACCUGAAGCUUGUGGCGUUCAGUAAAAUUGGAGCUGGCAGCGGAGGCAGCAGCGGCAUAGGCAACAGUAACAGCAGCAACAGCAGCGCUGACACAUCACCUCUGCUGGGGGAUCAUGUCUUUGACUCACUGUCCGAAGAAAUCGAACAAAUUCUGGAGAAGCUGUCGACCCUUAAUGAGUCGAUGUCGGAUCUGCCCGCAACAGGUGCGGCCGCCAUGCACACCCUGCAGCGGCACAGGGAGAUUUUGCACGGCUACAGGCAGGAGUUCAACAAAAUAUGCGCCAAUCACACGGUGCGCAUUGAGCGUGAGGAAUUGCUUCGCGGCUCAGGCUUGACCACCUCCGGCAGUCCCUCAAUAUCGGGACUGAGUCGUCGCGAGAUGUACAUGAAGGAAACCGGGCACCUGAGCAGCGCCAGUCAUCUGGUGAACGAUCAAAUCAACAUAGCCAUCGAGACGCGGGAUAAUUUGCAUGCCCAGCGCCAGGCCUUCAAGCGACUGCAGACGCGCUUCAAUGACAUUUCGAAUCGAUUUCCAUUGAUUUCCAGUCUCAUUCAGCGCAUCAACAUCAAGAAGCGACGCGAUUCGUUGAUACUGGGCGCAGUCGUGGCAUUAUGCGUAAUUCUGCUGCUGAUCUACGCCUUUAAUUAGCGACGGGGCAACGACUUGGACAAUCCAAAGAUAUAGGAGCUUGGCAUUCAACUCAAACUUCAGACAGUUGCAUAUUUCGUUUAUAUUUCCCGAUGGUAUAUGUGUAUAAUUAACUUGUGAUAGCAAUAAAAUGUAAAUAUAAGGAUGGAAA